Theobroma cacao (cacao) is the source of this 874-nucleotide messenger RNA. Its product is annotated as Cyclophilin-like peptidyl-prolyl cis-trans isomerase family protein. NCBI's taxonomy places the organism in Eukaryota, Viridiplantae, Streptophyta, Magnoliopsida, Malvales, Malvaceae. Gene Ontology annotation, cellular component: catalytic step 2 spliceosome. Gene Ontology annotation, molecular function: peptidyl-prolyl cis-trans isomerase activity. Gene Ontology annotation, biological process: protein peptidyl-prolyl isomerization; protein folding. The record is from RefSeq and is a predicted model, not a curated record.
GGCCGGGUUUACCCUUAAAGAACUAAAGUCUAUCCUGAAAACCAUCUGGACCAGGCCCAAGUAAUCUUACUAUAUAUACCCCUUCGAAAUCGUUGUCUCUUCUCUGCUCUCUCUUCUUCUCUUUUUCAAGAUCCAACUUCCCUUGUUGGAUCGUAACAGCCAAAUAAGCCACUGAAUUCCUUGUCCGAACAAAAACCCUUUCUUUUUUCUUUCUCUUUGAAAGAUGUGGGCAAGUUCAGAAGGAGGUCCACCGGAGGUUACUUUAGAAACCUCCAUGGGCUCCUUCACUGUUGAGCUAUAUUACAAGCAUGCACCAAGAACUUGUAGGAACUUCAUUGAACUUUCCAGGAGAGGUUAUUAUGACAAUGUCAAAUUCCAUAGAAUUAUCAAGGAUUUUAUAGUUCAGGGUGGGGAUCCAACUGGGACUGGCAAAGGUGGAGAAUCUAUAUAUGGCCCUGUGUUUGAUGAUGAGAUAAGGUCUGAGUUAAAGCAUACAGGAGCUGGUAUUUUAUCCAUGGCUAAUGCCGGUCCAAAUACAAAUGGAAGUCAGUUCUUCAUUACUUUGUCACCAGCACCAUCUUUAGAUGGUAAACACACAAUAUUUGGAAGGGUAUGUAGGGGAAUGGAAAUUAUCAAGAGGCUUGGUAGUGUCCAAACUGACAGCAAUGACAGGCCCAUUCAUGAUGUGAAGAUAUUAAGGACUUCUGUCAAAGACUAGCACCAGCGCUGCAAUGAUGAAAAUUCUAGUGCUUAGGAAAGCUUUUCUUUUCCCUGACUAUUUUGGAACUGGAUCAUUCAUAAAUUUGUUAUCCAUUGUGUUAAGAGUUAAUUUAGCUGAAGUAAAACCACCGGCACUUCUUGGAGCUUCUCUUUA